This is a messenger RNA of Cuculus canorus (common cuckoo), 2131 nucleotides long. It is a transcript of the gene WFIKKN1, whose product is annotated as WAP, follistatin/kazal, immunoglobulin, kunitz and netrin domain containing 1. Bases 1 to 1761 code for a protein of 586 amino acids. NCBI's taxonomy places the organism in Eukaryota, Metazoa, Chordata, Aves, Cuculiformes, Cuculidae. The record is from RefSeq and is a predicted model, not a curated record. The transcript is spliced from 3 exons. Gene Ontology annotation, biological process: negative regulation of transforming growth factor beta receptor signaling pathway. Gene Ontology annotation, cellular component: extracellular region. Gene Ontology annotation, molecular function: transforming growth factor beta binding; serine-type endopeptidase inhibitor activity; receptor antagonist activity.
AUGUGGGCCCUGGCCAGGCCGGUGCCGUGGGGUGGCCAGAUGCCUCCUCGUGGGACCUCGAGCCACCCGGGAAGAGGCCGAUGCGCGGGUGAGUGGCAGCGCAUCCCCAUGGGCAUCGCUCUCCUCCUGCCCACGCUGGCGGCAGUGGCGGCUGGGCUGAGCCUGCAGCCGGGCAGGAUGCGGCACCUGGGGGUCUGCCCCAACCAGCUGAACCCCAACCUGUGGGUGGACGCGCAGAGCACCUGCGAGCGGGAGUGCCAGGCUGACCAGGACUGUGAAGGCUUUGAGAAAUGCUGCACCAACGUGUGCGGGCUGCGGAGCUGCGUGGCCGCCCGCUUUGCCGACGGCAGCCUGCCGGCACUGGCACUGGCACCGGCAGCCUCGUGCGAGAGCUUUGUGUGUGCGCAGCAGGGCUCCGACUGCGACAUCUGGGACGGGCAGCCUGUCUGCAAGUGCAAGGACCGCUGCGAGAAGGAGCCCAACUUCACCUGCGCCUCCGACGGCCUCACCUACUACAACAAGUGCUACAUGGACGCCGAGGCGUGCCUGCGUGGCACCCGCCUCACCACCGUCCCCUGCAAGCACAUCUUCACCUGGCCCGACACCAGCCCUGUGCCGCAGGAGACGACGGCGCGCCCCACUCCGGGAGCCGGCCCCGAGGUGCCGGUGCCCCCCGCGCUCUACACCAACCCCUUCCACCAGUCGGUGCGCGCCGGCGGCACCGUCAGCUUCCGCUGCGACGUCAGCGGCCGCCCGCGGCCGGACAUCACCUGGGAGAAGCAGAGCGAGCGGGAGGAGAACUUCAUCAUGCGGCCGGACCAGAUGUAUGGCAACGUGGUGGUCACCAACAUCGGCCAGUUGGUCAUCUACAACGCCCGCCAUGAGGACGCCGGCAUCUACACCUGCACAGCCAGGAAUGCCGCAGGGCUGCUCCGCGCCGACUUCCCGCUGUCGGUGCUCAGGCGGGAGCCAGGGGCGACCCCGCGGGCCAGCAGCCCCCAGCCCUUCCCCAGCGCCGAGUGCCUGAAGGAGCCGGACCGGCGGCGGUGCGAGGCGCUGGAGGUGCGCUGGCACUUCGAUGCCAAGCAGGGCUCCUGCCUCACCUUCCGCUACGGGGGUUGCGGGGCCAACAGGAACCACUUUGAGACCUAUGAGGAGUGCCGGGCUGCCUGCCUGGGCAGCGCGCGCCCCACCUGCCUGCUGCCCAUGGUGCAGGGCCCCUGCCAGAACUGGGAGCCCCGCUGGGCGUACAACCACCUGCUGAAGCAGUGCCACUCCUUCGUCUACGGCGGCUGUGAGGGCAACACCAACAACUUUGAGAGCAAGGAGAGCUGCGAGGACGUCUGCCCCUUCCCCAAGACUGUGCAGUGCAAGGCUUGCCGCCUGAAGAGCAAGAUGGUGCUGAGCCUCUGCCGCAGCGACUUCGCCAUCGUGGGGCGGCUGAUGGAGAUCGUGGAGGAUCAGGACUCUGGCAUCGCCCGCUUUGCCCUCGAGGAUGUCCUCAAGGAUGAGAAGAUGGGCCUCAAGUUCUUCAACAUCAAGUACCUGGAGGUGACCUUGACCAACAUGGACUGGAGCUGCCCUUGCCCCAACAUGACGGCAGAGGAUGGGCCGCUCAUCAUCAUGGGUGAGGUGCACGACGGCAUGGCCACACUGGACCCCAGCAGCUACGUCCGGGCAGCCAACGACAAGCGAGUGAAGAAGAUCUAUGAGCUGAUGGAGAAGAAAACCUGCGACCUCCUGAAUCGCUUCCAGGACUAGGGGCGAGCCGGGACGUGCCGACAUGUGGGGCUGCAGAUCCACCAUGGAGGGCAGGGCACCUGGGGAAUCCCCUGCACCAGAGCUUGUAUCUAGGGGUUACAAGCACCAGGCAAUUCACCCCAGUCCUGCACUGAGCCUCAGCCCAGCUCCCCCCUCCCCUGUAAUUUAUCUGCGGCAUGGCCCCCUUGUGUACCCCCCGAGCCCAGUCAGCAGCAAUAAAGGCCUGGGUUGGGUUGCAGAGGGGUGGGAGGUCUUCCAGGACCCCCAUCCCCCCAUAAAAACCUUCCCACCGCACCAAAGCCUCUGGGACCAGUGUAGCACCCCGAGGCGCUCCUGGUGCAGGAUCUGGCCCCGUGUUGGUGCUGCAGGG